ACGGUAGGCGGGGGUAAGCUUUGGGCAGGGGACUGUAGAGAUGUGAUUGGUGAUGGUCGAUGGAGGGGUUGGGUUGAUAUCUUCACAAAACUCAGAAAAAGAAAAAAGGAAUAAAGAAUGAUGAUUCUCACCAUAAAAUAUCUAACACCCAGCGGUCCCUGUUCUCCACCCAGCCAGAUGUAAUUCAAUACUCCUCCCUCACUCGCCUUUCCCCAGACGCCCCAGAUAUUUCCACUCCUUUGAUCGUGACUUGACUUUUCAUUAGUGCCUCCUAAGUCCUUCCUCCCCCAUUUUCCAAACCCAUUUCCCUUAAAUCAUGUAUCAUCGAUCCAAACCCUAGAGUCAAACUAUUAUUUUCCCUGGAUGCCAUAUCCAUCAAUCAAUCAGAUGCUUCAAAAUAUCUACGCCAACGGAUCGCGGGUUAAAAUCGUCAUUUAAUUAAUUCUCUUCCAUUUGGCGACUCUUACCUCUUUCGCAUUCUUCUAUCCUCACGCUUCCGCCUUCCGUCGCUUGCUUUUGAGCCGUAAUCUCUCCGUUUUCAUCCUCGUCGAUGGAGUCGCAGGACGAGAACUAUCCCGCCACGGCUGCUGAAACUGCGUCGUUUUGGACGGACGAGAAGCACGUGCAGUUCCUGAACUCCAUAGAAGCUUCCUUCGUCACCGCAAUGCUGGAACACAGCUCUCGCUCAUUCCACCGCCUCCGCCCUCGCUUGCUUGACGCCUCGGAGUCCACUUCGGAUCUGAAUCCCCGCCGCACCAUCUCCGUCAACGCUGCUGAUUCAGGAUUGAUGGGUGGAAGAAGCAGAAUGAAGGGGAGAAGAAGUCCGAGGAGAAGAUCAUCUCAAGCCUACAAUUCCUUCCAGGAUCAGGUAC
Messenger RNA from Prosopis cineraria, 872 nucleotides. RefSeq lists its product as uncharacterized. NCBI's taxonomy places the organism in Eukaryota, Viridiplantae, Streptophyta, Magnoliopsida, Fabales, Fabaceae. Gene Ontology annotation, biological process: response to cold; regulation of circadian rhythm. The record is from RefSeq and is a predicted model, not a curated record. The transcript is spliced from 2 exons. The annotation marks the transcript as partial.